UUGCUGCAGACAUGUAUCAGUUCCUGAAAGAAAGUUGUAAUGCAUGUAUAAAUGCAGAUAUGAGCACAUUCCCAGCUUGCUCAGUGGCUGGUAUUCCAGGUGCAAAGAAAUGGUAUUUUGCAAGUCAUGUCAUCUGUGGUUAUUAUCAGUUCUGCAGUUCUGACUGGGAGGAAAUAAAUGUUGACACACAGAAAAAUGAAGACUCUUACCAAGCAAGCAUUGAUGAGAACCUAGGAACCACACAAAGUUUUGAGGAGGAUGACAGUAACAGUCAGGAAUCACUGUCUCUGGCUGAUAUCUAUGAUGAAGCUGCUGAAAGUCUACAUCAAUUAGCUGAUAAAUUGCCUGCCCCAGGCAGAGCAAUGGUUGAUGUAAUCCUGCAGGCUGUUGAAUGUGAUGGACCCAAGUUAAAGGACUGCUUACCUGCUGUUGGUGCCCUGAAACACCUGAGAGAGUGGCACUCUGCACAGAUCACUAUUGCUGCAAGUGAUGCUAAAGGUAGCUGGCAGAAGAUUGCAGACUAUCUGUCAGCAGACUUGGUAUCUUCAGGUGAUAUAAUGAAUAGUAUUGAUUUAAAUGAACUCUGGAGAGGAAGGAUUCAGAUAUGGGAAAGAAAGUUUGGAUCGGGAGUAGAUUUUCCAGAAUUUUGUAUAAAGAGCACUUCAGCCAAGACAUUCAGGACUGCAAAUUUAAGUUCUUGCUUUGCUGCUAAAAAAGAGUGCCAAUUGAGGAAUACUGAUACUUUGCCAGAAGUUUUUCAUUACUAUGGUCCUGCGCUGGAAUUUUUGCAGAUGGUGGUGGUCUCUGAUCUACCUUCCAUUUUUAUAUCAGAUCUGGAGUUUGAGCUGAGCCUGUCAAGAAAGAAUAACAAGAAGACAUCUACACUGCUUUUGGACCAGAUUUCUUUUUUCUCUGGGAAGGUGGGAGCUUUAUUUACAUUGCCAUGCAAUGUAAGCAGUGUAGUGAUCCCAUCUCCUGCCCAGCUGAGCUCCAAGAAAUGGAAGGAAUACAUGGCUAAGAAACCCAAGGUCAUCUCUGUUCCAGAAAUUGAACUGAAAGGAGAAUCUUGCCGAUAUUAUUUCUUGGUACAAGGCAAUGGCUCUGGAGGAUGUAAAGCAACCUUGAUUCAUUCAGCUGGCCAGAUCAAUGGGAUGGCUACUCUUGCUGCAGUAAAUGGAAAGCUAAAGGCAAAAGCAGGAGAAACAGAUUCAGGCUUUCAUGUUUCUGACUUUAUCAAGUCUCUGCCAUGCUAUUAUGGAGAGGAUAUUGUACAGAGAGAAACAAAACUGUCACGUCUCCAAGUCUUUGCCUUGAAGGAGUAUCUCAAAAGAAAGGAAUUGACCAAGCAGCCUCUAGUUAUUUCUACCAAUGAGUUUAAAAGCUUAUUAAAACUCACAAGAGAAUGUUUUUUGGACUCGUGCAGCACUAAUCUUCCUAAACCUGUUCUACAGAAGGUCUGCAAUAAAACCAGAUCAUGCACUGAGACUUGUGAGUCUGACUUAAUAGAGCCAAAUCCAUUGGAGUGGCCAGAAAGACACGUUCUUCAAAAUUUAGAAAACUUUGAAAAAAACAAACAAAAAAUGAGAGUUCCUCUGUUUGCACAUUCACCUGAGCAGCUGCUGGGACACAAGGACAGCCAGAGGGAGUCCCUGACCUUGCUGGAUGCCAAAGAGCUGCUCAAGUUCUUCACCCCAGAGGGGCUGCCCGUGGGGGAGCUCCAGCCACUGCAAGUUCCCAAGCGUGAAAAUGCAUUUCUUUUGACACCAGACCUUACUCCUCGAAAACUCAGAGGUUUGCCUUUUGAAAAAGCAGCUGGAUGCCAUUACCAUGGACUUGAAUACUGUCUUGAUGACAGAAGAGCCUUGGAGAGAGAUGUGGGAUAUGCUGAACUUCAAACUCGCCUUAUUCGCUAUGAAACUCAGACUACUUGCACCAAAGAGUGCUGCCCUGUGCCUCUUGUCCUGAGUCCUCUCCCAUCUCCUGCAGUCUUGUCAGAGCCUGGAAGUGUCCCUGAUGGAGAGACUUUGCAAAGUGAAUUCAAAACAGAGACAUCAAGGCUAAAACGCAGAUCAAAAGACCUGGAUUACUUUUAUCCCAAGAAAAGGCUGAGCAGAUGUGAGAGCACAGAGUCGCUGCUGUGGCAGGCAGGGGGGAGCAGCAGCAGGAGUCACCGUGCAGUGGCUGUGCCGAGGAAGCGCUCGGACAGGGACAGGUCCCGGUCCCCUGGUGCGGCUGCAGCGCCAUCGAAGCCGCCCGGCCACGGCCACCGAGCUGCCGCCAGCGCCGGCCCGGCCGCACAGCCCGAGCCUGCCAGGCCAGAGAAGGAGUCGAGAUCCCAGAAACACACCAGGAUGCUGAAGGAGGUGGUUGCUAAGACUCUUCAAAAACAUGGAAUUGCAGAAGAUCAUAAGUGCUUUGCAUCAUGCAGCCAGCGUCUAUUUGAGAUAUCAAAAUUCUACUUAAAGGACCUAAAAACUUCUAGAGGACUUCUUGAUGAAAUGAAGAAAACAGCAAAUAGCAAUGCUAAGCAGGUGAUUGAAUGGGUUUUGGAGAAGACUAGCAAGUAGAGGCACUGUGUGGAUUCUAUUCACACCUUCCCAGGAGCUGUGGAGACACAGCACUUCUGACUUGAGAAGCAUUACCCUGCCCAAUGCGCACACAGAUCUGCACACUGGGAGGACUGUGGUCAGUGGAGUUAUAUAGACUCAUUCUUCAAGCACUGGAGCAAGGUUGGAAACUUUUUAUACUGAAAGUUUUUAAUGUUUUUUUUUAAUUCAAAUCAAAAGAAGUUGUAUUUUAUAUGUGUAUUUAUUACGUUUGUUAAAACUAAUAUAG
Molecule: messenger RNA, 2835 nt
Organism: Melozone crissalis (California towhee)
Lineage: Eukaryota; Metazoa; Chordata; Aves; Passeriformes; Passerellidae
Gene: MTBP
Product: MDM2 binding protein
Exons: 21
Coding region: 12-2567 (851 amino acids)
Biological process (GO): traversing start control point of mitotic cell cycle; regulation of protein ubiquitination; protein localization to kinetochore
Cellular component (GO): kinetochore
Source: RefSeq, a predicted model, not a curated record